Molecule: messenger RNA, 393 nt
Organism: Pseudozyma hubeiensis SY62
Lineage: Eukaryota; Fungi; Basidiomycota; Ustilaginomycetes; Ustilaginales; Ustilaginaceae
Exons: 1
Coding region: 1-393 (130 amino acids)
Source: RefSeq, a predicted model, not a curated record
AUGCCAAAACACUGCGGGGUGGAGGCAUUGCUUUCUAUAGCCGUCCGGGGUCCAACGUCACGGGUCCUGCAUUGCAUGCCGAGACAAACGUGGCUCGCUGGUUUCGCCUGUAGCUUAGCCAAGCCCCUCGAUCCAGAUGACAGCCCGACUCGCAAGGACGACAGCUCUCGGCUGCGGUGGAUGGAUGAAUUGACUCAUUGCGGGUUGCCUUGGCUUCUACAAUAUGUCGAGCUCACCAACGUGUCCAUCCACCCCUUGAUUCAUCCAUUCAGUCUGAGUCCGUUCGCCUCUUGUCCAACUGCUUCCAUCAUCAAGGUCGUCUCUCAUUUGCGCCUGAUCCCUGUCAACGUGAACGAUACCAAUCUCGACGAAAUAUACCCAUCUCGAAUCUAG